AUGGAGCGAUUCGCAACCCGGCGAAUGUUCAAAUCCGAUGAAUUGUUCAAGGCCAAAAAUUAUUUUUUCAUGCUCGGAUCUGACUCCGAUGGAUCUGCUUUUGGAGAAGACAGUUAUCUCCGCGAAGAAGCUGAAAAAUACCAAGACAUUGUCAUUGCCGAUUUCGUCGACACUUACAACAACCUUCCGACCAAAACUCAGAGCAUGUACGAUUUCGCUACGACUUACUGUAGCGAUUCUGUUCUCUAUUUCGUCUUUCAUGAUUCGGAUACAAUCAUCAACAAUCGCGAACUUGAGCAUCAAAUUAUCAAGAAAGUCAGCUGGGAAAGACUGAAUACAUUGUCUAAGAGGACGAUAACAGGUUUCCCAUUCCUCAAGGACAAUUCAGAUGUGAAGACAGAUAUCCAAAUUCCUUUCCUGAGAAAUUUUUCGGACAAAGACGGGCAUGGAGUUGUUCACGAAGCUUUGGGAGAUGAAAGAGGCCAAAUCUUCUGCCUAAGACCAACAGGAUGGAAUCACAACGCCAAAAAUACAGAAAAGUACAAUAUCACACAAUCAGAAUACCCACCCUUAAUCCGUCUUCCUGAGUACUGCAAUGGCCAGGGCGCAAUUUUAAACAGAAAAGCUCUUGAAAAAAUCCACCAAGUUUCGAAAGUUACCGAAAUGGGCAGCUUCAGAAUCGAAGACAUUUAUUUCACUGGUAUUUUGCGUGCAAAGGCGGGUGUUGAAGUUCCAGAGCGAGUUGUGAUUUUUGACUCGGAUAAGAUUUCUCCAAGAGAUUUCAAGAGAUUUCUCUUUGCAAAUCAUAAUUCGAAGGAUGCAUUGAGUGGAACUAGCCCAGUCAUUCAAGAUGACAGACUUAUAUACGCGGCCGCAUCAGGAUUUUUCCCUCAAGUCCAAUUCAGUCAAAAAGCGAAAGAAGACUUGGAAACGGAACUCAAAGUCAAAGAGAUAUUGAAACAGUUCUCCGAAAACAACGCGAUCGCUUAA
Messenger RNA from Oikopleura dioica, 990 nucleotides. The record is from the annotation of a GenBank genome assembly. NCBI's taxonomy places the organism in Eukaryota, Metazoa, Chordata, Appendicularia, Copelata, Oikopleuridae.